AUGACUGCCGAGGAGAGUAAAGAUUACAUGGCGAAAACAGAGGUUCAUCAGCUUUUUGAGGUAUGAUAUCGGAGAAUCAAUUAUGUGUAAUCUGUGCCACGAAACAGCUCCAAUUUGAGAGAUUCCCGCAUGAUAACAGUCACCAAUAAUUAACAGUGACUAAUGCAUAUGAAGACCGCUUCUAUGAUAUUUUUAAAAUGAAAUUUGUAGACUUUGUCCUCCAAUUUAUAAACUAUUUAGUAGUUUUGAAAAUUUUACUCCCUUCAUCAAGUUUGGAUGUACGAUGUACGUUUUUGUAGCCCCCUUUGUGGGGCGCAGCAACUAAAGGCGAAUGAUAAUCUUUAUGCUUAUUCGCAAUCUUAUAGAAUCGAAGUAAGGUGCAUCUUUUAACAAUUUCAAAUGCGAAAAAAAAAUACAUGUCCUGUAAGCUCGAGGAAAUGGAAAAAGAAAACUAAAUUAAAAAGGACCAGUUUCGGCUGAAGUUAAUUGUAAUGUUUAUCUAAAUUAGCGCAAUACAUAAAUUUUUCAAAAAUGUAAGCUUACUAGUUACAAUUGCUUACACCACUGUAAGGUGAUGUUUGCCCAUAUUUCAAUGACUAAAUAAGUGAGGGAUUUUCUUUCUGUAACUUUAUUGCACCGAACCGAACAGCCUGGUUUCAUCAGACCUUUUCUGCGGAUGUUUUUUUUAAAGUCCUCACCUGCAUGUUUACUUUCAAAAUGGAAUAUCAAUAGCGACAAAUAAACAAAUUGAUUGACGUAUGUGUGCCAGCCUGCCAGUUGCGAACGAUAAUUGUUGUGUUUAUAAAGAUUUGUUAAAAUCCUAAGUGCAUGACUUAAAAUAUGUUUCUUUUGUUUUUUUGGUCUGAACGUUCUACAACAGCUCAAAGAGUUAACCUUUUGAGAGGCCAAUGAAAUUGAUAAGAAUUAAUUAUUAAAUUUUCCAUGACAUCUGUUAUUUUUAAGUGCUGUAGUUUUUUAAUUAUGUCAAUGAUUUUUUUUCAACAGACUGAAAAAUCUUGAUCUUUUUUUUUCUGCAGGGGAUGCUGACUGGCCUACUUUACCAUAAGCCAGAGGAUCAUUUAGCUUUUCUGGAAAAUUGCAUCUCCCUCGCAAAAACCGAAAAAGACAUCAAGUGGAACACUUUCCUUGAUGUCAGCAAAAAGCCAUUACCGCCCAUCCCAAAAACUGAUGGACCCAUUAAAUCUGAGGCUGGAGAUGAGGUACGCACUUUCACAACUGAACCAGAAUUGAAAACAAGACAACCUCUUCCACCAAUCAGUGGGCAGCGUCCAUCCAUUGACGAUGAUGAGAAGGACUUGACAGAAACGAAUAUUUUAACAUCAGAAUCAGAGGAGGAGGUGGAGGUAGAAUUUUCAGGGCAGAGGAUCGUGUUUGUUCUUGGUAAGUGUAAAGUAUUGUAA
Molecule: messenger RNA, 1421 nt
Organism: Porites evermanni
Lineage: Eukaryota; Metazoa; Cnidaria; Anthozoa; Scleractinia; Poritidae
Source: the annotation of a GenBank genome assembly